This is a messenger RNA of Gekko japonicus, 1256 nucleotides long. RefSeq names its product glypican-5-like. Gene Ontology annotation, cellular component: plasma membrane; extracellular region; cell surface. The annotation marks the transcript as partial. The transcript has 6 exons. The record is from RefSeq and is a predicted model, not a curated record. Gene Ontology annotation, biological process: positive regulation of canonical Wnt signaling pathway; cell migration; regulation of protein localization to membrane. Lineage: Eukaryota; Metazoa; Chordata; Lepidosauria; Squamata; Gekkonidae.
AUGUGUCAGCGGUUAUUCAGGAUUGAUCAGAACUGGAAAGCCCUUGAGAUGCAGAAACAGCUUGGAUAUUUCUCCACUUAUUCCAACUUGCAGAUCUGUCAGCACAGAGCACCAACAUGUUGCACUAAGAAGAUGGAAGAGAGCUAUCAAGCAGCUGUUCGGAGAGAGAGGAUGGAAAACAUCCAGACACUAAAUUUUGAACUGAAAUAUAUGAUUGUUGGUCACAUCACAGCUUUUCAAGCGGCCUUUGAGUCAUUGCUUCGCUUGGCCGAGAACCACACAACUUCUCUGUUUGAGACUGUCUACAGGUCCCUGUCAAAGGAGGCAGUCGAACCUGUCAAAGAGCUCUUUACAGACAUCUCUCUCUACCUCUUGGGUGCUCAGACCGCAGUGGAAAGUGCAUUUUCCCAGUUCUUUGACAGCCUCUUCCCUUUGGUUUAUAGCCGCCUAAUAAACCCAGGAAUUACAGAUUUGUCUGAAGAGUAUACAGAGUGCCUGAGGCUAACGCGGCAAGAUAUCAACCCAUUUGGACGGUAUUCGAAAGAAGCCAUAACAGAGCUGGCAAAGUCUCUCUGGGCAAGCAGAAUGUUUAAUCAGGCCCUUGGGAUGGGCAUUGAAGUGCUGAAUGCUACUGAGCAUGCCACUUUGACAAAGGAAUGUAGUCGAGCACUAGUGAAGAUGCAAUAUUGUCCUCAUUGCCAAGGCCUCACGCUCAUCAGACCUUGUGAAGGGUAUUGUCUAAAUGUAAUGAGAGGAUGUUUUGCUAGUGUAUCUGAACUGGAUGCUCAGUGGAGGGAAUACAUUUAUACCCUGGAAUAUCUUAGUAAUGAAAUGGCUGGAUCUCAUGAUUUGGAACUGGCACUGGUGGGUAUUCGGUCCUCUGUCAAUGAGGCCAUCUUGUAUUCACAACUGAAUGGACCUCAGCUCUCUGCAACUGUUGAUAAAGUAUGUGGACAUCCUGAAGAAAGAGAAAUGAAACCUCAACCAGACAAUAUAGUACAAGCAAAAGAAAUAUCUGAAACACAGACUCUCACAAUGGCACACUCCACUAUUCUAACUAAUAAAAGGAGUUCUCUGCCUCUGAAAGCUUCAAAGAAUGACAAAUCCAGAAGUUUGAAAAAAAUGUCCCGGGAGUUCAUCAACUACAUGAAACGAUCCAGAACUCUUUAUGCCUCUUUAUCAGAACGACUCUGUGAUGGGGAUCUAGUGAUGAAAGACAGCUCAACUUGCUGGAAUGGAGAGGAUGUUGUAGAAAG